This is a messenger RNA of Cyprinus carpio (common carp), 1077 nucleotides long. RefSeq lists its product as uncharacterized. The transcript has 9 exons. The coding region runs from base 247 to 1077 and encodes 276 amino acids. Lineage: Eukaryota; Metazoa; Chordata; Actinopteri; Cypriniformes; Cyprinidae. The record is from RefSeq and is a predicted model, not a curated record.
UUCUUUGUGCACAAGACCUGCUGCAGAUGAAGUCGUGUCAGGUGACAAACAUCAAUCGUGAAGAUCGCACAGGUGUUUUUAACAGCGAUCACAAACCGAAAGUGUGUUUUAAAGACUUCUGGAUUCUGUUCCUGCAGCACAAGAUCGUCUGAACUACUGUCAUGAUGAGCAUCUGAUCGUCUUCAGAGACACAAAGAUCUCAGUGUUGAGCUGUUCAUCUGCAGUAUGUGAGAGAAGAGAGGAAAGAUGAGUCUCUCACAGAAACAGAGUGUAAGAUCAGGAUCACAUGUGUCUGUGAAGAGUGACCAGUCAAAGCAUGGUGAAAUACCGAACUUCAGUGAGAAAAAAACAUCUAUCAAAAGUGUUAGAUCAGGAUCACAUGUGUCCAGCUCUGUGUCUGUGAAGAGUGACCGGUCAAAGGAUGCAGGACCAGUCUUCAGUGAAGAAACAGCAUCACGAACCAAACGGCUUCAGUAUGAAACAUUAGAUCCAGAUUUACAGUCUCACAGGAACCACAAGAAUUUUACAGACAGUCUCCUGCAGAUUUUCCAGGAUCUUGAGAGCAAAAUAAUCACAUUUCUAAAGAAUGAACUGGAAAAGUUUAAGAAAAUAUUACAAAAAGAGAACUUAGGAUACUUUGUGAAGGACUUUAAUGAGAACAGAUGCAGUAUGAAAGAAGCAGCUCUUGAUCUCACGCUCUACUUCCUGAGAGAGAUGAAGCAAGAUGAAGCUGCUGAUACUCUAGAAGAUGAGCUGUUCUUCAUUCAUCAGCUAAAGUGUAGCCUAAAGAAGAAGUAUCAAUGUGUGUUUGAAGGAAUUGCAAAGCAAGGUGACUCUACACUUCUGAAGAACAUCUACACAGAUCUCUAUAUCACUCAGGGUUGUAGUGAACAGGUCAAUACUGAACAUGAGGUGAGACAGAUUGAAGUUGCUUCCAGAUGUCAUGAAUCACAGGAGAUACAGGUUGAGUGCAAAAAUUUGUUUGAAGCACCUGAAGAAGACAAGCAGAUCAGAACUGUACUGACAAAAGGAGUUUGCUGGAAUCGGAAAAUCAGUCUCUGUGCAGAAAGAGAUUAA